AUGAAUGUGACUCGUCACCACAGCAACAACGGGACGCCAAGCAAUGCGCAAUUGCUUGUAGGCAUAUCGAUUGUAGAGGAAUUUUGCCGCAGAAUAAUGCCUCCAAAGAAGAAGAAAGGGAAAAGUAAUAUCAAUAAGUCCAAGACCAAAAAUAAGAAAGCUAAUGAGGGGGGAAGUGAAUUGGAGGAGAAGUACAGGCGAAGUGCAUUGGAUGUAACAGUUCUGAGGGACCAUCUUGCUCUGCGAGGGGAUGUGGCACAGCAGGCCCAGUCCAUCAGUCAUGACCUGAGAUCUCGUAUGCGGGACAUGGAGCAGGAGCUCCAGCAUGAGAGACUGGACCGCAAAGACGUCAAUGCAGAUCUCACCCGUCAGCAUAAGACCAUGCAAACAGACAUGACGGUCAAAGUGAAAAGGCUGGGGGGCGAGGCCAUUUUGCUGCGAGAACAGCUUGCUCAGUGUCAGGAGGAGUUGAGGGCAGAAAGGAAAGCGCAUGAGCAGUUGCAGCAGGAGAAGGAUACCACAAUAGCUGACUUACAAAACAAACUGGACGACAUGGAGACCAAUUACGAGAAGAUUCUGCAUGACACUUUGGACAGUUUGACCUCCCAACUGGCUGAGGCUCGACUGCGGUGGGAGCAUGAGAGUACUGUUGUCCAUCAGGAAUACAAAGAGCUGCUCUCUGACUUUGGCUUGAACUCACUGGACAUCUGAAAGGCUCUUAUUAUGUAACCAGGGCCCGUAUUCAUAAAAUGUCUCAGGGUAAGAGUGCAGAUCUCGGAUCCAUGUCCCCCCCUUUCACCCCCCUGUCCAUGUACAUUUCAUUAUAAUCUAAAAGGCUAAAUGGAUCCUAGAUCAGCACUCCUACUCUGAUGAUCUUUAUGAAUACUGGCCCUGAUUACCACCACAUUGUGUCAUUGCUACGAUAAGACCAGGCACACCAGGGGCUCGUAUGUGUCAAGCAUCUCACAGUUGGAGUGUUGAUCUAGGAUCAGUUUUCUAUUUUAGAUAAGAAUGAAUAACAUUACAUGGACAGUGAGGACCUGAUCUACAACAGCACUCCUACUCUGUGACACUUGACACACAUUAUGGGAAAGUAAAUAGAUCGAUUCCAUGUGGAUUCGAAGUCAUUCAUAACGAGAAGGAAAACUUAAUGACAAUAAUGUAACAACCAGUGUUUGAUUAAUUUUGUUACUGUGUCUUUCGUGAUGUAUAAUACUUCUUAAAAUACUUCUUA
This is a messenger RNA of Oncorhynchus nerka (sockeye salmon), 1234 nucleotides long. RefSeq names its product dynein regulatory complex subunit 12 homolog (gene drc12). The record is from RefSeq and is a predicted model, not a curated record. The coding region runs from base 1 to 711 and encodes 236 amino acids. NCBI's taxonomy places the organism in Eukaryota, Metazoa, Chordata, Actinopteri, Salmoniformes, Salmonidae. The transcript is spliced from 6 exons.